UUGAUUUUUCUGUUGUUCCUGUGAUGUGUUGCUGAGUUACUCAGACAGGGAGAACAGCGUUGGACCUAGCCAGGCAAGAGAAGCAUGAGGGAUGUGUGCAGUUGCUGGUGGAUCACGAGAGUGCGAAGAUGCAACUAAAGGAGAAAGAGGAGCUUCGAACUGCUGCCGUGGCUGAGGACAUCAUUGGUGGCAAGGACGAGGCCAGCGUGGUACGCGUGCGUAUGUACCUUGUCGGCAAGUACGCCACAGGAAAGUCCAGCUUUGUCCGGUCACUGCUCGGUGAAGAGUUCAUUGAAAACGCGGACAGCACCGACUCCAUUUCCAUCCAUCGAUCCAGACUCAGAAUGCAUCUCUCCUCUUCAACCGCCACAGGCACACACGCAGCGGCACAAGUUCUUGUGGACGACAGUCAACAUAGUUUCUUUGCCAAUCUUCUCACAGCUCGUAUCCGAUCAUCUCUAGAUCUGGUCAAGAAAAUCAAGGAGGCUCCAGAGAUACCACAACCAUCUGCAUGGUUCAAGCUCAAGAAACUCGCCACGUCCCUACUUCCAAGUACUGCUUCGUCUACUUUCCCUACUGCCUCCGCUACCGGCACCGGAGCAUCUGCUGCAUACUCUAUCAACAAUGAGUUUGCCAAUGUUCCCCACGCUGAUGAACUGAUCAAAGUAGCACCAGAUGUUAUCUCUCAAGUUCGCUCGUCUGUCGGCAAUGUGGAUAACAGUUCAAAUGAAGUGGAAGCAGCAUAUGCGUUUGUUGAGCUGUGGGACAUGGGUGGACAGAUGCCGAUGUUGGUACAACAAAGCAUCUCGUUUUCAGUUUGUGACAGCGUGUACAUUGUGACUCUUGACAUGAGGUGUGACCUGGAUGAGGAGGUAACGGAAGACGUCUACCGCUUUGAUGGUCAGGAAGUUGUAACUUGCACACCGUUGCCAGGAAUGACGCAGGCUGACUACCUUCACAUGUGUCUGUCACUGAUUGCUUUGCAGCAUAGGGCAGACACACACACUGACCAGCAGCAACAGCAGCAGCAGCAGCAGCAACCAGACACAGAGACGGGUAAGAACAGUAGCAGCAAUGGCAGCCACCAUCAUGAUGAGAGUAGCACAGCCGUCAUGGUUGUUGUUACACAUGUGGAUCUUGUCGACGACAACCAGAUGGAGAAGAAGAAGAAGCUGUUCUUCAAUGCCGUGUCCAAGCUGGCUGAAAGGGCCGGACCCAAAGUCAAGAUCUGUGGACCCUUCUUUGUUGACAAUCACCGUCUUCAAGAUCGAGUAUCGCGCCACAGCCAGCUCGCAGAAGCACAGCAAGAGCUCUCUAGAAUUGUGUCUGCCUUUCCCGUCCAAGCAAUUCCCUUGAUGCAAGUGAAGAUAGAAGAAGCUAUUUCUCUCCACCAGAAGCAAAUGCUGCGCUCUGCAAAGGCAGGGUGCAGUGAUAAGCAGCAGCAGAGUUUUGUCAGCAUGGUCUACCCCCAGUUUGUAGACUUUUGUCGGCAUGUUAGCGGCAAAGAUCUCUCGCGGACACAAGUGUCGGAUCUACUGCAUGACCUUCAGCAACAUGGAACAGUAUUCUGCUGUGACUGCCCGCAUCCAGACACUUUAAGUGUCAUCUUCCUGGAACCUCAGCAGCUGCUACUCAGCUUUGUACGCUUGAUGACCUUCCCUCUAAAGGAGACAGCUUUUCCAAGCACCUCGGCAACAUUAGUCAAAGAUGUGAAACACUUUCGCUGCACGGGAAUUGCCAGCGCUAGCCUAAUAGAGAGAGUUUGGUAUCCACUAAGCCAUGUUGUUCAGCUAGCCCUCUGCAAAUCCAUGUGUUACUUCAAUCUGGCAGCAGAGCUUGAGCCCACCAGCAGCACAGCCACCAGCAGCACAGCCACCAGCAGCACAGCCACCAGCAGCACAGCCACCAGCAGCACAGCCACCAGCAGCACAGCCACCAGCAGCACAGCCACCAGCAGCACAGCCACCAGCAGCACAGCCACCAGCAGUACAGCCACCAGCAGUACAGCCACCAGCAGUACAGCCACCAGCAGCACAGCCACCAGCAGCACAGCCACCAGCAGCACAGCCACCAACAGUACAGCCACCAGCAGCACAGCCACCAGCAGUUCAGCCACCAGCAGUACAGCCACCAGCAGUACAGCCACCAGCAGUACAGAUACCAGCACUGGAGCGUGUGGCAGUGGAGUCGGCAGCAUUAGCAGCAGCAGCAAGAACAGGAGCAGACAAGGCAGAUCUCUGGUUGUCACGCCAGGCCUACCCGACCUCUUCAUCCCGUUCUGUUGCAACCAGGAAGCAUUACGGUUGGUUUUGGAGGAUGAUGUUCCCUUUAAGCUACCGUUUAACCACCUCAGUUUCCCUGGGAUGCUGUUUCCUCCACCACUGUUCGGUCGCUUAGUCACCUACGUUAUUCAUCGUAUGAAGAAAGAGUCAGCCAGUCUUCAGUUCACAUCCAGUGCGGCAUCACUGAAUUUGGAGGUUGGUUGUAGUCAAGUAUGCCUUUGCUGGACACCAACAGGUGUUCGCUUAGAAUGCGCUGCUGAUACACCAUCCAUCCUUGCUGAUGUGGCUUGGCAUAUGAAGAGUGCAAUUGUUGGCUUCACACAAGUUCUCAGCAGCCAAGGAUACCAGCAGUUUGCAGUUGUUGCUGAGUCUUUCGCCUGCACUUCCACAUCAUGCCAGGAUCGCCUGAAGGAGUGCAGCAGCCCUGCAGAAGUGCUGGUGCACUCGUCCUGGGUGUUGCUGACCAGCUUGCACAAGAAGCAUUUCUUGACAGCGUACGAGUCGGAUAGCAACACCGCUCUGACCUUCAAGGCUACGUGUGCUACCUGCAAGGAGAGGGUCAUUGUCCCGAGGUCCUUCUGGCCCUGGCUGCGCAAGGAUGUGCCAUUUGUCCAAGCUGAGCAGCCACUAGCAGCACCAGCGGCACCAGCAGUGCCAGCAAUAGCAGUGCAAGCAACAGCAGUGCCACCAGCAGUGCAAGCAACAGCAGUGCAAGCAACAGCAGUACAAGCAACAGCAGUGCAAGCAACAGCAGUGCAACCAACAGCAGUGCAACCAACAGCAGUGCAAGCAACAGCAGUGCAAGCAACAGCAGUGCCAGCAACAGCAGUGCAAGCAACAGUGCAAGAAACAGCAGUACGCGCAACAGCAGUACCCGCAACAGCAGUACAAUCAACAGCAGUGCAAGCAACAGCAGUGCAAGAAACAGCAGUGCCAAUGGCAGCAGUGCAAGAAACAGCAGUGCCAGCAACAGCAGUGCCAGCAACGGCACAGGCAACUGCAGUGCCACCAGCAGUACAAGCAACAGCAGCAGUAUCAUCAUCAGCAGUAGCAGCUGCAUUACCUCUGUCACCAUCAUCAUCAGCAGCAGCAGCAGCAGCAGCUGUGUUAGCUCCCUCAUCGUCAUCAUCAUCAUCAGCAGCAGCAGCAUUAGCACCCGCAGAGGCAGUUUCAUGCCAACGGUCAACAUCACCGGAGAAGCUUGCACCAGAAGAUGGUUUAGCCAAGGUACUCCAACCGGAGCUGAACACUAACCAGCCAUAUGAGGAUGAGAAGUUGUACGGCGACCCAUUCCAACAGCGUGACUUUCUAACCGAUAUUUCGCCUUGGUUGGGCAAGUUACCAGCGGGAACAUUUCGUUUGAUGGCGCAAGAGGCCGGGUUCUUCUCCGAUCUGCAGCAGAUAGAAGACUUGAAUAAGAUUGAGGAACGACAUGGAACGCGCACUCACAACGAAAAGUUGGUCAACAUUGUAAGCAGCGAGGAACAGGCUGGCUACAUCAAGCUGGUGAAGCUCAUUAAACGCUGGGGUAACUAUCCCGACAAGGUCAACAAGAUGAACCAGCUUCUGCCACGGCGGGUUCGUGUGUAAACGAUUGAGGUGUCAAGCACUUCACGCAGCACGCACUGGUACUGUUCCCUCUCUCUGUCUCCUCUCUCUCUCUCUCUCUCUCUCUCUCUCUCUCUCUCUCUCUCUCUCUCUCUCUCUCUCUCUCUCUCUCUCUCUCUCUCUCUCUCUCUCUCUCUCUCUCUCUCUCUCUCUCUCUCCCUCCCUCCCUCCCUCCCUCUCUCUCUCUCUCUCUCUCUCUCUCUCUCUCUCUCUCUCUCUCUCUCUCUCUCUCUCUCUCUCUCUCUCUCUCUCUCUCUCUCCGUGGUGUGUUCUCUAUCUUACUGACUGGCUAUGUUAUCCAUCAAAUCCAUUCCUCCAUUCUUCCUUGGUCAAAUUUGCCAAUUUUUAGCUACAUUAUGUUAUUCUUGAUCGCUACCCCACUAAAUAUACGUAAAUGAAAUAGUCUAGUAUGUUAGACAGUAGAGACAGCUAAUUGUAGAGGACCACACCAGGUUACUUUGCCCGUUGCAGAAUUACUACUUAUAGUCAUGCAGAUACAUGAAAUAUUUCUUUUGAAUUUUAUGAAUACAUAUAUUGGAAUAUUUUCACUAGGCCGGAGUCCUCAACCUCAUUUGGCCGAGGAUGUUUGAAUAUUUUUAGAGAUAUAUUUCAAGUUACUCUUUAUUUCUACAUUCCAGUCACUUAUAGAUAUACAAACUCAUUCCAGCAGCUGAUGUAAUACUCUAGGUUACUCUACCCUGUAUGAGCCCAUGAUGAGAAGGGAACGAAAACGUUUGGUUCAGAAAAUCUUCCAUUUA
Molecule: messenger RNA, 4648 nt
Organism: Sycon ciliatum
Lineage: Eukaryota; Metazoa; Porifera; Calcarea; Leucosolenida; Sycettidae
Exons: 7
Coding region: 129-3872 (1247 amino acids)
Source: RefSeq, a predicted model, not a curated record